Messenger RNA from Rana temporaria (common frog), 1293 nucleotides. Its product is annotated as vomeronasal type-1 receptor 105-like. Gene Ontology annotation, biological process: G protein-coupled receptor signaling pathway. Gene Ontology annotation, cellular component: membrane. The record is from RefSeq and is a predicted model, not a curated record. The transcript has a single exon. Bases 292 to 1260 code for a protein of 322 amino acids. NCBI's taxonomy places the organism in Eukaryota, Metazoa, Chordata, Amphibia, Anura, Ranidae. Gene Ontology annotation, molecular function: pheromone receptor activity.
UUGUUGGUUGUAGUACUAUGCCAUUAAUGUUUCUCUCCACUGACAUAUUACAACAUCAGCGCACACAAGAUCUGAGUAGCCUAACUGCUCCGCAGGAUGUUCUAGUUAUCACAGUGGAAAUAAAUGCUACCAUGGCAAUUCUGAUAAAGAAAUCACACCUUCUGUUCUCACUGGAGGAGACCUUAAGAGGAAUCCAGCUGUCCAGGUGUUCAUUAGGAGUCCUACUGCCGGAGAUGUAAGGUGGACCAGAAGAGACAAGCCGAGGCAAAGAGACAGAGGAGCUCACAAACUAUGCUAUUAAGUAUUCCAAAUAUUGUCUCUCUCAUCAUUUAUUUUUCUGCUCUUAUUGGCACCGUGGCAAACUUGGUUCUUAUUUUUGCUUUUGUUAGCAAUGCUGUCAAAAACAGAGUCUUCCAGCCUUUGGACAAAAUCAUUGUAAACAUGGCAGCGGUCAACCUCUUGUUGUGUUUUUACAAGGAGAUCCCCGGACUGCUCCUUUUCUUCAACGCCAAGGUUUUCGGGUCCCUGGGCUGUAAGAUUCUGCUUUAUUUUUAUCACACUCUGCGCCUGAUCAGCAUUUGGUCAGUGGAGAACUUGAGUUUCCUUCACCUCCUCAAAAUAAGGAGGCCUGGCCACCGUUGGUGGAAGUUCAUCUAUCACCAUCAAGCCCAGUACGUCAACUGGUCACUCGCCAGCUGCUGGGUCAUCAGCAUCAUCUACCAUGUCCCUUAUCUCCUCUACAAAGAGUCAUCGGGUGUUCCUAAUAAGAGCAACCCCCUGAUGACAAGUACCAACUGCAUUGGGCCAUCACAAAACAGAAUGGUGAGGAUUCUGACUUACGCCACGGUGAGUGUGGACUUUUUGCUCAUUACCCUUGUCAUUCUACUGAAUGGAUUUACCAUUGACCUUAUCUGUAGACACCGGAGACAAGUGAGGGACUCGAUGACCUUCAGCCGUGGCUGGAACAAGCACACAGCCCAGGCCACCAAGAUCUUGCUGUCUCUUCUAUCUCUUUAUGUCUUCUGCUGGAUUUCGAGUGACAUGGUUUGGCUGCUGAUUGUGUCUGGGGUGAUGGAAGAUGACUUUGGGGGCACCAUGCUCUCCGCUUCAUAUGGGAUUUUGUCCUCUAUUUACUAUUCUAUCAGCUCGUGUAUUAUGGUCUUCGGCUACCGGCAAGUGAAGGACUAUAUAGGAGAGGCCAGUAACUGCUGCCGCCUUGCAGGGAUUCCAAGAACUGUGCAAAGUAUCCAGCAGCAAUAAUCUGCAUGUGAAUACCCGUGAAAUAUGUUUAUG